This is a messenger RNA of Micromonas commoda, 2566 nucleotides long. RefSeq lists its product with no specific name. The record is from RefSeq and is a predicted model, not a curated record. Gene Ontology annotation, cellular component: nucleus. The coding region runs from base 1 to 1788 and encodes 595 amino acids. Gene Ontology annotation, molecular function: nucleic acid binding; exonuclease activity. The transcript is spliced from 2 exons. NCBI's taxonomy places the organism in Eukaryota, Viridiplantae, Chlorophyta, Mamiellophyceae, Mamiellales, Mamiellaceae.
AUGGGACAGAAAAGAGAGCAGACGAUCGAGGUCGAAUUCACCGAGGCGGACAAAGAGUGCCUCGUCCGACUGGUGAAGGAGCUCGUCGCCAAAGGAGCCGAGGGCGACAAGGGCGACUUCAAGGCAUGGCUCAAAGCGACGCAGAAGGGAGCGAUGAAGACCAAGCUCGAUCCUGCAAAGCACGAGUGGAGCACCCUGUCCGAUUUCGUGCUCCACCUCGUCGCCGGCAAGGGCGAGGGUAAGUGGGCCCCCGUCGCCCGUCGCCAUCUCGGCUGGUCGCGUUGGGCCCAGCGCAGGGACGAGUGGACGCGCUGGCAGAACGACCAGAACGAACACGAGCGGCCAAAGACAGGUCCCUGGUCACUCGUCGGCCGCACCGCAUCGCACGCCAACUAUGAGGAGCAGUACGCCAAGCUGCCGUCCUACAACGAGCACUGGGCGAGGAGUAAGAAGCAGAGGCCCCCGCGGUGGUGCCAGGAGAAGGGCACGCCGCCGGAGAUGCUCGGCGUGGACUGCGAGAUGUGCGAGACGGACCAGGACCCUCGGGCGCUCGUCGGCGUAUCCGUGGUGAACGAGAAGGGCAUCGUGCUGCUCAAGACCCUGGUCAAGCCCCCGGGCAAGAUCGUCGACUACAAGACAACCAUCACCGGCCUCACGGCGAAGGAUUUCAAGGGAAUAACCACCACGCUCGCCGACGUCCAGGCCAAGCUGAGGGAGUUCGUGAAGCCCCAGACCAUCCUGGUGGGCCACGGGCUGGUGCAUGACCUGCGAGCGCUCAAGUUCGACCACCUCCCGGUGAUCGACACCGCCAUGCUGUUCUCCUACAAGAACCUGCCGCGGUCCACGCCAGGUCUCGCAGAUCUGUGCAAGCGCCUGCUGGACGAGUCUAUGCGAGCGGAGGGCACGCACGACAGCGUCGAGGACGCGAAGAUGGCACUGGAGCUGGCCAAGUGGGAGGCCAAGAACGGACCCACAGGCGAACUCGAGCCCCCUGAGCACAAGGUGGACCCGAAGGACCUCGUCAAGCUCUUCGUCCACCGCAUACCGCGCGGCACCGAUGUGGACGACAUCAAGGGGAUGUUCUCCAAGGUCAACGGGACCAUCGGCGUGGACCACGUCGGGUCCAUCGUGGCGGUCAAGGGCAAGUUCCUGGGACCGAAGACCAAGAAGGACCCGGCGAGCAAGGCCAUGACCUCGGCGUAUGUGGAGUUCGAGUCUGUGGAGAAGUGCAACAUGGCGUUCAAGUCGUUGCGAGGGGCAAACGGCACCGACGCGCUGGGCCUACCCCAAAAGUCCGUGAAGAUGGUCGUCGGCUCUGAGGCGAAGAAGCCGGAGAAGGAGAAGAAGAAGCCGACCGCGAAGCCGACCGCAUCAAACGGCGAUUCGGGUCUCCCCGACGAUCUCAGCAAGAUGACCGUGGUGAAGCUGAAGGAGGAGCUGAAGAGCAGGGGCCUGGACCUGAAGGGUCUCAAGGCUGACCUCGUGGCUCGGCUUCAGGCGGCUAUCGGCACCGGCGACGGCGGAGGUUUCUCAUCGCCCGACGACGACAACUCCGACUCCGACGCGCCGCUGGCCUCUCUAGCCCCCAAGGAGACCAUGACCGUGAUGGUGAGGAAGAUGGCCGCGCACGAGGGCCGGGCCAUUGGGACUAAGGACAAAAGUGCCAAGGACGUCGCAAGCCCUGGGAAGCGAAAACCUGUCGACGGGGAGAAACCCAAGCGCAAGGUCGGUCGACCGUCGCGACGCGCGCGAUUGGCGGCCAAGGGCAUCAUCGAAGAACCUAAAUGAUGCUUUUGUAACACAUCCAUCUACUACGAAGUGCCAUCGAUGCGAAACACGCGCCUCAUCUCCGGCAGCGGUUUCCUCAUGAAUUCCGCGAGAGCCUCGGACGUUGGGUCAUCCGGGUUCCCUUUGCUUCUCGCGCUGUUCAGGGUAACCUUCAGCGCGGCAACCUCCGCGGCAGCAAAUACUGCUGAUGACGCCGCCGUCUCGGCCACCGAUCUCGCCGUAGCCGCCGCCAGGCUCACGCGCGCGUCGAGCAAUUCGCGGAGCGACAUCGUCAUCUUUUCCCGCGCCAGGCGCUCCUGCUCCAACACCGCGCGCUCGGCAGCCUCCGCCCUUUCAGCAGCCGCCCUCGCCGCGUGGACCUUCGCGGCGUCCUCAGCGGACCACUUGAGUUCAGGGUCGCACCUGUUCUCCUUGUCCGCCUCCCACGCGGACGGACCGGGUGCUUCAGGGCUAUCCCCCCGCGCGGAGGCGCUCGCAACCGCCUUUAUCGUCCCGGCCGCCUCGUCGCCCUCGCCGCGCGCGCUCGAGCUCUCCGCUCCGGACGCCACGCCGUCCAACAUGGACGUGAGCUCUCGCGCCGUGGAACCCUCGUUCCCCUCGGUCCUCGCGUUCCUCCCGUCGUCGCCGUCGCCGCCCUCCCGUGCUCCUCGCGCCGCCGCCAGUCGUCUCAACCCAUCCUCCACCGCCGCUGCCGCGGCUUCCGACAGCGCCGCAAUCCUACGUCGCGCCUCCGUCGUCGCCUCCGUCGACGGUGCCGAGUCGUGUGACGACACCUCUU